CUCGCUCGACUCGGUGACCGGUGCGGCGGUGCGCGUCUACCGCAGUCAUACGGUUACAUCGGUCCAUACCACCGUUCGUAGUGACGUAGAAAAACGAGUUUAUUGUUUAAUGCUAUACCCAAUACUGGUGUUUAUGUGUUGCCCUACGUACUUUCGCGGCCCGUUUUCCACGUGUGCGUAUUUCGUGCGCUGACGGAGUUGGGUACGACGGUGAUGGCCGACACAACGAUCGCCGGCGGUCGACGACGCGGUAUCGACCGCCGCAGCCGACCAUAUUAUACCGACCGCCGCGGCAUCCGACACGAUACCGACCGCCGCGGCAGCCGUCACGGUGCUGACCGCCGCGGCAACCGUCACGGUGCCGACCGCCGCAAAGGGUUUCAUACCGACCUCGGUGGACCGUUUUCGAACAACGGCGUCCGUUCACAUAAUGAACAUAUAAAUGAUUGUACUACAAAGCCUAACGUUAUUCAAAGAGGUGAAUGCUACCCAUAUCGUCAAACUUAUAAUCAAAAUGAUUCAUUUAAACCAUACAACCGUGGAGAUAUAACUAUUUGGAAAAACUUGGAUAAUAAAACUGGCUUAGUUCAAAAUCAAUCUAGAAAUAAUAUUCAUCAAAAGAAUCGUAGCCGUGGUGGUUAUAACAACUUUAAAAACUCAUCAUGCACUGUGACAGAAAGUAUAACUGAUGUUCUGGUUUUCAAGGUGACAAAUGCUGAAGAAUUUGAUGAAGUAUUGAAAAAAAUUAAAAUCCAUAUAUCACCAGUAUCAUUUUAUCCAUACAAUGUACCUAUGCUAUUUUAAUAUUAAUUACCCUUUCCAAUAUUUCUGUUC
This is a messenger RNA of Acyrthosiphon pisum (pea aphid), 834 nucleotides long. RefSeq lists its product as uncharacterized. NCBI's taxonomy places the organism in Eukaryota, Metazoa, Arthropoda, Insecta, Hemiptera, Aphididae. Bases 214 to 804 code for a protein of 196 amino acids. The record is from RefSeq and is a predicted model, not a curated record. The transcript is spliced from 4 exons.